CCCCUUUUUCUGACCGGGAACACCGGCAAAAACGCAAAGAAUUCUCCUUCUUUUUGUUCUAGGGUUGGAAGUGAACCCAGAAAUCCCCUCCCUUCUGCAGAUUUUCGGAAGUGCUCUGUCCUUUCCGCGAGUAGCUCUUACUGGUGGAGUGCUUCCUGGUUUUCUGGUAAGGGAACGAAUAAGAAUCAUCCCUUUAGCCUUAAUUCAAGUUGGGUUACUCUGAUUGUGUUGUGGGUUCUUGAAUUUUGAGGUUUGCUGUGAGUUCCUCCAAUUCUCUCCCUGUCGGCUUCCUUCCCAGCCGGGACCCGGUGCUGCUCGCCGGAGUUUCCUGGUACUGAUUAUUCUGCACUCUAGCACUUGGGAUUAGUGUUCUGUUGGUGUGAGUGAGGUAAGUAAAUUAUGGUAACGCCCUUCGAUUUUAAAGCAUGUUUUAAUUGUUUUUGAGAUGGUGGCGAGGUUUAAAGUGAUUUUAAAUUGAUUUAUUGCACUGAGCAUGAUUGGUUUGAAAUGGAAUUGUUUUGAUGUGUGUUGAGCAGAGCAUGCCUGUUUUGAAUUAGCUGAACUGUUUUGAUGAACUGGGAAUUUUGUAAAUACUAAGUUUCUGUUAAAUCCAGGUUCAUGUGAAAAUUGUGAUGAUUUUUAUGAAAGUUAUUGCUUUCUGGAACUGAGCAGGAUUGAAAUGGGAAUUUCAUUGUUUUCUGGGGUUGAGCAGGCCCACAUGAAAUUUCUGGUUAUUUUGUGAAUUUGGGAUUUGGAUUGUAAAUUCUACAUGGUUUUGGUCUCGGAUAUGGUCAUGAUUACUGACGCCCGCUAGUGGGAGCUGUAAACGCUAGCACAUGUCGACAUGUAUUUCUGUAGAACCGGUUCACCCUGCCAACGGGGUUAAACACUGGCACUACCUGACGCUUGCCAGUGGGAGUGUGUUAAACACUGGCACUAUUCCUGACGCCUACCAGUGGGAGUUUGUUAAACACUGGCCAUGACUUAUAGAUGAGACUACUGAUGAGUUUUAUUAUGCAUGAAUGGUUUAUCAUUGAAAGUUCUGUUACGUUUACAUGGUUUAUCUGGCAUGCUUAAAUUUUUACCAAGGGCUAUCCAUAGUUUACUUACUGAGAUAUUUUAUCUCACCUCGUUUUCCUUGUCCACCAUUUCAGGUAGUGAUACCCGACACAUAGGGAGCCGGGGGAGUGACGAGCUAGACGGCUAGGCGUUAUUUGGGACUUAGAUCUUUUGGAGUUAAGCUGCUAGUCUCACAUGGUUGAUAGAAAUAACCAUUUUUGUUUACAAAGUUCCCUUGGUUAUAGCCAUAACUGUUUACAAAUUUUGUAUGUCUGGAAUGGUAAAAUUUUGGUAAUGAAAAGUUAGAUUUUAC
Rubroshorea leprosula is the source of this 1372-nucleotide messenger RNA. NCBI's taxonomy places the organism in Eukaryota, Viridiplantae, Streptophyta, Magnoliopsida, Malvales, Dipterocarpaceae. The record is from the annotation of a GenBank genome assembly.